AUGCUUGUGCCUCUGCGCACAGCCGCCCUCAUGUCUCGGCUUGUCCGAGCACGCAUGGGUGCCGCUCAUCUUGGGCCGAUCCGAACCCGUAUGGCUUUCGGUGAGGACGCGCGUGGCCCGGAAAUUCCAGUCGGAGCGAAGCUUGGGCACCCAGAAGAUCCGGAAACGCACACAUAUGACGGUGACUACAGAGGGAGCCCGAGCAAAGGAGAUUCACUGCUUCCUGACUACUGGUACCGACGCCCGUCGAUGGGACGAACAUACAUCGACCGCGUGAUCACCACCCUCAUCUCGGCAGCCAUGUGGUUCUGGUUCACCUACCAUAUGUACUAUCACUCCGGUCAUCUUUUCGGUCAUUGGUACAUGCCCUACCUCCACGAAUUCUCCGACGCCGAACUAGGAAUCCCCGCGGAUUCCGCAGCGGAUCCGGAGUACUGGGGCAACCACGGCAAGCCAGCCGGCACCUACCGA
This is a messenger RNA of Mesorhabditis spiculigera, 471 nucleotides long. Lineage: Eukaryota; Metazoa; Nematoda; Chromadorea; Rhabditida; Rhabditidae. The record is from the annotation of a GenBank genome assembly.